This is a messenger RNA of Ictidomys tridecemlineatus (thirteen-lined ground squirrel), 2981 nucleotides long. RefSeq names its product UBX domain protein 10 (gene Ubxn10). The record is from RefSeq and is a predicted model, not a curated record. NCBI's taxonomy places the organism in Eukaryota, Metazoa, Chordata, Mammalia, Rodentia, Sciuridae. Gene Ontology annotation, molecular function: protein binding.
GGUUCCGGUCGGACCGGAAGCACGUGGCCCCCUAUCCCGCGCGGUUGCCGGGGAGACGGGGCUGUUUACCAGCGGGCCGCGCCAGGCGCAGGAGGUGGAUGGAGCGGAGCGGCGAGGGGUCCUGAGAAGCAAUGGCCACAGAAGUCCCUGUGAACCCAGCACCACCCAAGCCCAGCGCUGUCGUCGACAUUGCAACUGGCAGCUUUCUUUGGCAGUCAAACUCCCUCAAAAUGCAUGUCAUCAGGCCCAAGUCUGCUAAGGGCCGGACGCGGCCCACUCUGCACAAACCCCAGGGGAAGGAGGACAACCCCCAGCGCACCGCUUCCCCCCGGCCACCAGCCAUUCCCUGCGAGUCUCCUGGCAGCCAGAGGCCAGGAGCCUGUGCGCCCAUUUCUCCAGCCCAGGGGGCCUUCGAGGAGAUCCCUGAACUGCUGCAGCAGGGGCCCCUCGCGGCUUCCUCUUCCCUCAAUAAGUACCCCGUCCUGCCUUCCAUCAGCAGGAGGCGCCUCCAGGAGGGGGCUGUGGACACGGUAGCCAAAAAGGCCAGUUCACUGCAACUGAGCAGCAUCCGGGCCCCUUACCAAGAGGAGGCCUGCACUGUGAAGCCAAGCAAAGAAGAUUCCAGAGCUUGCGCUGGUGCCCUGGAGAGGAAGUUUGCCACUGGAACCAAGAAGCAGGGCCCCUCCCAGGAUCGAAACCUGGAGGAACCAUCAGACCAAGAACCCAGGCUGCUGCUCGCUGUCCGAUCACCCUCAGGCCAAAGGUUCAUCCGCCACUUCCGGCCAACUGAUGACUUACAGACGGUGGUGGCUGUGGCUGAGCAGAGGAACAAAGCGAACUACCGAGGCUGCAGCAUUGAGACCAUGGAGGUGCCCCGGAGACGGUUUUCUGACCUCACCAGAUCGCUGCAGGAGUGCGGGAUCCCCCACAAGUCCGUGCUGGGCAUCUCCCAGGAGGAGAGGGAGGGGUGGCCCUGAUCCACACCACUUAGCUGGGGUCCUGGGUCUCUGAGCAUGGAGCAUGCUUGGGUGCCGGGGCCUCCCAGGCAGCCUGGCUCCGAGUGCCAUGUGAGCCCUGUGCAGCUGUGGUCCCUGGGUCCCGUCUCCACAGCAUAUCAUCUGCUGAUGUGCUGAGGGCACAGCAAAGACUCCUUGGACCACCCUCCGUGCUCUCCACCUCUGGAGCAGCUGGAAAUGUCCAAGGCUGUUCCUUAAACAGCUACAGCCAGUGUGCCGGGUCCUCCUAAAACAGAGAUUCUUUCUAGAGCAUUUCCUCUCUGAACACAAACCCUGACUCUCUUGAAGCCGAUGGUUUGCCUUUCUGUAUUUGUUGCAGGAUUAAACACUAGAGAGGAUUCUAAUCUGGUAAAUAGCCAGGGUCUAGGAAAUCUCUAACUAGCAUUUGUAUUUCUUACAAGUAUAUCUUUAAGAAACAGGCUGCUGACCUUGUCUCUGGAAGCAGCCCCUCUGCUGGGCUUGGGGGUGGUCAGUUGCUUAGGGAUUUCUAUUUGUGUGAUGAGGCAUCAAAGGGAAGACGAGGUCUUCUGCUAUUGCAAAUCCCCCAAGAUAGCACCAUUUCUACCGUCCCGGAGCCGGAGGUAGGUGCUCCCACAGCCCUGGAUUAGGCAGUGCUGCUAUUCAAUGGGGACCAACUUGGGUUUCCACUCCUGUAGCUUCUCUAUGCACACUUCCUCCAAAACUGAGAAAAGCCAAUGCAAUUUGAUUUCCUUUGCUUUCGUCACGGAUGGAAUCUUCUGUUUUUGAAAUAGACAAACCUACAAGUCUGUUCAAGUUUGUACUAAGGGCCCCUUAUAAAUAGUUUCAUUCCCCAGUUUUGGUGUCACACCCACUUCAAGCAUGGAAGGUCCUUUGAGGCAAUGACUGCACACCCUGUGCAGGAGGAGGAGCGCACCUGCCUGGGGUUGCUUUGCUGUGCCCGUGCCAAGACCACGGCCAUGAGGCAGGCUGGCUGGCACCAAGUGCCUUAGCCCCAGAUGCCCUGAAGACUGUGGCGUCCUGAUUUUCCAAGGCUGAAGUUGAGAUGUGGACAAGUUGCCAAAGUUUUCUUGUAUUGUGGGUCCAGCCAAACCUGCACAGCUCAUCUGGAUCCUUUUACUCUGAAUCACCAUUUAGAGUAAGGAACACUCAGACCUUCUGGGCACCAGCACCCUCAGAGCUUGGCCCUCACAAGCCAUGGGUACUGGUACGUUCCCCCACCUCCUAGGUACACAGGGAAGGCAAGAGUCAGGGGUUCUAACAGCAUAUACAUGUUGCUGCCUCAUCUCCAAGGACAGCUUGUGCACAGAUAUAGCCGGUGGUUGGAAAUGUGACUUCUGGUGCAUUUUGGGAAGAAGGUUGGCCUGUCCCAGCUGUACCCCAUGCCUGUCCCAGCUGUACCCAGGUCACUCAAGGCCAGGUUGGUUCUGAAAGUUUGCAAAAUUUCUUAACACUAUCCUGAUUUAGUUGGUAGCUCCUUUAAUUGGAAAGACCAAGUGGGUUGGCCUUGCUUUGGGCAGAGCUACAAAACUAGCCACCUCUUCCAAUUUUUGACCAUGACAGAAGGUCUGGGGGCUUGAGCCUGGAACCUGUGGCACAGGAACUUCACCUCCCCCCAGAUGAAGCACAAGCACAUAACUCUGCCUCUGAUCUACAACCUGGGGGAAGAGACUCCCGUAAAAUCCCACCUACUCUAUGAUAAGAAUAAAUCCCACCCACUGCGACUUGGUAAUUUCUCUAGACAGGAAAGCCUUAGCCAGCUCGAGUGACAUGCAGCCUGCCUGAAGGACCAGAACCCUCUGCCCUUAGGGGUGGGCUCUGCUCUGCAGGCUAGAACUCGGGGGUAGUGAAUAAAAUGGGAGCCAAGAAGCAGAGAAAUAUUUUUGGUAGUUGAGGAUAUGUGAAUAAAGCUAGAUUUGAACCAUCAUAAUAAACAUUUUGGACAAAAGAUGAUAAUGCUAACAAUAAAAGCUGAUUUGUGUGAAA